UCAUAGAUAGGGGCGCGAUUUUCUGAACUCGCAGUGGCAACAGCAAUUCUUGAUCACCGCGGUCACUCUCCGCUUUGCGUUUGGGUUGUGCAGUGAAGUGCAUUGCUACUUGUAGCUGAGGAGAAUGGCAGCUAUGACGUGCUCCAUGGGGACAGCAGUGGCGCCACGCUCCACGGUGGCUAUGGAGACCGCCACAUCCAGCUCUGUAAGCCAGCGGGUGAGCUUCGUUGGGCGCAGGUCGGCAGUGGUGGCGUUUGGGAUUGGCAAUGGAAGUGCCAGAGUGACCAUGGCCGCCGCUGGUGCUGCAGCGCCCAAGGGCGGCAAGCAGCAGAAGAAGGAGAUUGACGAGACGCUUCUGACUCCGAGGUUUUACACCACCGACUUUGACGAGAUGGAGCAGCUGUUCAAUGUAGAGAUCAAUAAGAACUUGAAUGAGGCUGAAUUCGAGUCUUUAUUGGCUGAGUUCAAGGCUGACUAUAACCAAACUCAUUUCGUUAGGAACCCUGAGUUCAAGGUCGCCGCGGAUAAGAUACAGGGACCAUUGAGGCAGAUUUUUGUGGAGUUUUUGGAGCGGUCUUGUACUGCAGAAUUCUCCGGGUUUUUGUUGUACAAGGAAUUGGGAAGGAGGCUGAAGAAGACAAACCCUGUGGUGGCUGAGAUUUUCACCCUUAUGUCAAGGGAUGAAGCCAGACAUGCUGGCUUCUUGAACAAGGGACUGUCAGACUUCAACUUGGCCCUGGAUCUCGGAUUCUUGACCAAGUCAAGGAAAUACACUUUCUUCAAGCCUCAGUUCAUCUUCUACGCUACCUAUUUAUCUGAGAAGAUUGGCUACUGGAGGUACAUUACCAUUUUCAGGCAUUUGAAACAAAACCCCGAUUACCAGUGCUAUCCUAUCUUCAAGUACUUCGAGAACUGGUGCCAAGACGAGAACCGUCACGGUGAUUUCUUCUCGGCUCUCAUGAAGGCACAGCCUCAGUUCCUAAACGACUGGAAGGCCAAACUUUGGGCUCGUUUCUUCUGCCUUUCUGUGUAUGUGACAAUGUACCUGAAUGAUGUUCAAAGAACCUCAUUCUAUGAGGGGAUUGGCCUGAACACCCGCGACUUCGAUAUGCAUGUCAUUGUUGAGGUCAGAUAUUCUCUCGUUACUAAUUCUGUUCUUGCAGCGCUAAUAUUUUUUGUUCACAGCAUCCUUCCAUCUCCUAUUUAAAAUUUUUCAUUUGAUCUGGCCAUAUUCAUUGUUACUAGAAGUGCUUCUUUGCAGUAGUUUUUUUUCCAAUUUGGCUGAGUAAGUCAUUUGGUCUUCACUUAUUGCUCCAAAAUAUGAAUUAGAAUCAAAGGUGAAUUCACAUACCAAACCAUAGGUCA
Messenger RNA from Physcomitrium patens, 1365 nucleotides. RefSeq names its product magnesium-protoporphyrin IX monomethyl ester [oxidative] cyclase, chloroplastic. Gene Ontology annotation, molecular function: magnesium-protoporphyrin IX monomethyl ester (oxidative) cyclase activity; metal ion binding. Gene Ontology annotation, cellular component: chloroplast thylakoid membrane. Gene Ontology annotation, biological process: photosynthesis; chlorophyll biosynthetic process. NCBI's taxonomy places the organism in Eukaryota, Viridiplantae, Streptophyta, Bryopsida, Funariales, Funariaceae. The record is from RefSeq and is a predicted model, not a curated record.